AUCAUUUCCAAGAUGUCGUAACGACGUUGAGAUAAACAGUGGGAGGGGAACAUUUACAGAAAUAAAUAUGAAUGGUUAAUUAAAGUCAUGCCACCGAUAAAAUAUACAUAGAUAUAUAAUAAUAAUGAUUAGUGCAUCGUUUACGAUAAUCAUUAUCGGAAGUAAUGGAGGAAUAAGCAUUAAACUAUCGAGACAUGACUGACAUAAGAAAAAUGUCUAAGGUUUGUGGAGUUUGUGGUGAUAAAGCUCUAGGUUUUAAUUUCAGUGCCAUUACUUGUGAAUCUUGUAAAGCAUUUUUUAGAAGGAAUGCCUUAAAAAGAAAGGAAUUUAAAUGUCCUUUUAAUGAAAAUUGUAAGGUGGAUAUUAUUACACGAAGAUUUUGCCAAAAAUGUCGUUUAAAAAAGUGUUUCGAGAUUGGCAUGAAAAAAGAAUGGAUAAUGUCCGAAGAAGAAAAGCAAAAUAAAAGAGCAAAAAUUGAAAAAAAUAAAAGUAAAAAAAAAUUAUCCCGUAGAAAUUAUAAAUCACAUAAUCCCAAUAAUGGUGCAUCCAGAGAAAAGUCCUUGUCUAGUCCAUUAUCUCCUAUUUGUGUUUCUAAUGAUAAAUAUAACUGCAAACUACAACAAAGUUCUUUACAGCAAUCUAAAGAAUUGACAGACACAAAAAAUAUAUUAUUUAAUAAUUCAUCCAGCCAUCUUACUUCAAUAAAAUCAGAAGAUAUUAAUAAUGAGAUUAAUAGUAGUCAUAUACCUGUAUUAUCUAAUAAUUCAUCAGAUACAGAAGUGAAGUCAGAUAAUUCUAAUUUAAAAAUUAAUGAUGAUCAUUUCUCAAUUUCUUCUGAUUCUACUGAUACAUCAUCAUGUGUGUCUAAAAAUACUUCAGAUGAAAAUAAAUUUUUUGAAAUAUCUCAUAUCAAACCUGAAAUUAUGUGUAGAAUAUCAAAUGAGAUAACAGACAUGAGUGUUGAAUUUGAAAGUCAGUCUUCAUUUUCAGGAUCUCAUCAAAUUGUCACUAGUCUUUUAUCUGAAAAAGAUGAUAUUUAUGUUCCAUGUUCGUCUCAAACAAACAGAAGUUUAAAUUUGAGUAGAUCAGAAACAAAUACAAAAGCACUAGGCGAGUUAGAGACUAAUAAACUUCAAGAAUUAGUGAUGGCUAAUGAAAUUUUAAAAAUGCCAUUAUCAUGUUGGGUGCCUGAUCCAAAUUUGUUAGAUGUAAUCAAUAUGACUGAUCUUGCAAUUCGUAGAUUAAUAAAGAUGUCAACUAGGAUUUCUGGUUUUAAAAUUUUAUGUCAGGAUGAUCAGAUAGCAUUGUUAAAAGGUGGAUGUACAGAAUUGAUGAUUUUGCGUUCAGUGAUGUUAUAUGAUCCAGAAAAAGAAUGUUGGAAAGGACCAGGAGGACCAAAAGUGUCUAUUAAAAUGGAUAUAUUGAAAGAAGCAAAAGGAAAUUUAUAUGAAGAACAUAAAAAGUUUAUAAAUUCAUUUCAUCCAAGUUGGAGAAAUGAUGAAAAUAUCAUGCUUCUUUUAAGUGCAAUAACAUUGUUUUCACCUCAUCGUCCUUGUACUAUACAUAAAGAUGUUAUUCAAAUGGAACAAGAAAUUUAUUAUUAUCUGUUGCAAAAGUAUUUAAAUACAAUAUAUUCAGAAAAUGAAGCUAAUUCAAUAUAUAUAAAGUUAAUGGAUAUUUUAAAAGAUCUUCAUAUUUUAAAUGAAGAAAAUGUGAAAGUUUAUCUUGAUGUAAAUCCAAAAGAUGUGGAACCAUUAUUGAUUGAAAUAUUUGAUUUAAAACAUUAAAUUGAAAUAUUUUAAAUAUUUAAUUUGAAUGUACUGUACAAUAUUUGAAUUGAACAGAUUUAUUUACACACAAAUCUUAAAAUUGUUCAAAACACUGAAAGCAAUCACUAUUAAAUAUUAAUAUAACUUAUAUAUAUUCAUACUUGGAUGAUCAUAAUCCAUUAACUUCCUGCCACUUAAUAUUUACUGACAUAUUUUUAAUAAAUAAUAUUUAUUGAAUGCAACCUCUUGCCAAGAAUUAAGAUGAAAAAUUUUAUCCUUAUCGAAAUACAAAAGUAUUUAGCAGAACAUAGAAUGAUUGCAAAAUGGAAUUUAUAGCCUUUAAAAUAAUGUAUAUUUUGUUGUUAUUGAUCUUUUGAUUGAUGAUUAAUUCACUUGGAAGGCAGAUACUUAAAUAAAUUUUAGUGCCAUAUCAGUUCAGUUUAUUGAAAUUUUUGGAAAUAAAAUAGCAAUUAGAGCUAUUAAACUAAGAAGAAAAACAAAUAGUAUAUUGACUAUCUGAAAUAAUUGGAAUGAGGAAAUUUGGAUUAAUUUAUAACAACUAAUUAAUAAUAGUUGAAGUAACAAUGAAACAUUUAUGUUCAAAACAAAUAUUUUUGUCAAAAUUUGUGCCUAUAUAUAUAUGUCUUCUGAAUAAUGUUUUAUCUUACAUAAGUUCAAAUUAAAGUUAGUAACUAAUUUUUUUUAUAUAGCUUUAAUAAUAAAUUUAUGUUUUUAUAUAAAUACUUGGAAAAGUUUACAUGGUACCUUUUUUAAUGGUUAUUUGGAUAACUGAUGUUUUACUGUAUUUGUGAUUUCAUUUCAUAGCCUAUAAAACUUACGAAAAAUUAAUCUUUCUUAUAAGCUAUUUGAUACUAAAAAAUGUCAGAUAAUAAUCAAAAACAUCGAAUAUUACUAAUUUAAUUUAUCUAUAUGAUUUGAUUGUUUUAGAUUUGAUCUACUAAUUUGUUUUUAUUUAAUAGGACUUGUUUGCAAUUUUAUGUUGCAUUUUGAAUAAAGUAUGUUUGUAAAACAUACAGGUAAAAGAGAAUUUUGAAAGAUUUAUUUUAC
This is a messenger RNA of Centruroides sculpturatus (bark scorpion), 2837 nucleotides long. Its product is annotated as nuclear hormone receptor HR96-like. Gene Ontology annotation, molecular function: RNA polymerase II cis-regulatory region sequence-specific DNA binding; zinc ion binding; nuclear receptor activity. The transcript has 3 exons. The record is from RefSeq and is a predicted model, not a curated record. Gene Ontology annotation, biological process: cell differentiation; positive regulation of transcription by RNA polymerase II; negative regulation of transcription by RNA polymerase II. The coding region runs from base 195 to 1787 and encodes 530 amino acids. Lineage: Eukaryota; Metazoa; Arthropoda; Arachnida; Scorpiones; Buthidae.